CUGCGGUCGGGAGGAGCGCGAUGUCGUACCUGUCGACGUCGACGCACUUGAACAACUGGAUCUUCACGCCAGACCAGCUCCAGCAGGCGGCAAGGCUCAAGGCAAACAAGGCGAGGAAGCAAUGGGCCAUGUGCGCAGCGAACCCCUUGCUCCCGCGGAAACCUCGUUCGUUUGCUUGUUUGUUGCCCAGCACAACAAACGCCACCAUGGACUCGACCGACUGGAACGAUGCUUUGGAAGAGAUUGAUCUGGGUACUGUUGAGGAUCCGUCCAUCUUCUUGACCGACGAAGAGGAAGCGAUGGUGGUCGACUUCUACCAAAUCCAAGUCCAGAACACAUGCACAUCCAUCUUCAAGACGUCCGACAAAGUCAAGGCCGCGGCGCUGCUACUCUUCAAGCGAUUCUACCUCUCGAACAGUAUCAUGGAGUUCCACCCAAAGUACAUCGGGGCGACGAGCAUCUACGUGGCUGGAAAGGUCGAGGAGCAGUACAUUAGCGUCGAGACGCUCGUGAAAUCUUACGAAGGCGUGAUCAAGGAAUCGGACGUCGUCGCGCAUGAAAUGAUUGUCCUCGAAGGCGUACGCUUCCAACUGAUCAUGUACCAUCCGUUUCGAUCGUUAACAGGUUUCAUCGAUGAUCUCCGCGCAUUUGCCAAGUCGUCCCGCGGCAACGGCACGGAUGUCCCGCUCGCGACACUCCAGACCCUCCAUGCCACAGCCACAGGCGUGAUCAACGAACUUCUUUUGACGGACUCACCGUUCCUGUACGCUCCGUCAAUCGUGGCCUUGGCCGCGUUGCAAGUGGCAACUGCCGACUCCAUGAACAUCAAUUGGGCGCACUACCUGACGUCGUGCAAGCGAAGUCAGGGACAGCCGAUGCAGCGAAUCACGCAAGCCAUGGACGAGAUUCUCCAGCUACGAACCACCCGCGACACCAAGCCCGCAGCAUCCGAGGCGCAGCUCAAGGCAGCGUACAAAAAGCUCAAGACGUUCUUCAAGUCGGCGAAGAAAGCUCCAGACGACGGGUCGAAAGGCGCCAAGGACGACGACCAUGCCAAAGAACCCAAGAAGAAGAAACACAAGUCGUCCGAUGGGAAAAAGGCCAAGAAACCCAAGAAAGGAGAUGCCUAAAUGAACAGUACAAUAUGUGCGCCGCUUGAUCACACGGCACCACGAGUGGACAGAU
Messenger RNA from Aphanomyces invadans, 1185 nucleotides. RefSeq lists its product as hypothetical. Bases 21 to 1130 code for a protein of 369 amino acids. Gene Ontology annotation, cellular component: transcription factor TFIIK complex; nucleus. Gene Ontology annotation, biological process: regulation of transcription by RNA polymerase II; regulation of cyclin-dependent protein serine/threonine kinase activity. Lineage: Eukaryota; Oomycota; Saprolegniomycetes; Saprolegniales; Verrucalvaceae. Gene Ontology annotation, molecular function: cyclin-dependent protein serine/threonine kinase regulator activity. The transcript is spliced from 5 exons. The record is from RefSeq and is a predicted model, not a curated record.